AUGUCCGACCCCAUUCCAUCUGCUACUGCGGAUCCAGAUACGGUGAAUCAGCAGCUCCCCGCGAACGCCGAAGACCGCAAGGCUGCAGCCGCCCUCAACUCGUUGAAUACAGAUGGAUUAGCUGGUGAUGCAGCUUCCUCUAAGGGGCCAUCAGGCGCAGACCAAGAGGCCUUGAGCAAGGCUAUGAGCCGCUUGGAAGUCGCUGCAGGCCAUGACACUGGGAAGAAGAAGGCGACCGAGUCCCAGAAGAAAGAGGCAGAGGUGAAGAAGAAGGUGGUUAAAAUAAAUGCAGCUGAUGUUACACUUCUGGCCGAACAGCUGGAUUUGCAUAAGAACAAGGCAACAGAUCUUCUCAGGGCUCACGAGGGCGAUGUGACACGCGCCAUGAAGGCCUUCAUCACUCCCUCAAUUCAGACUUGA
Penicillium cataractarum is the source of this 420-nucleotide messenger RNA. RefSeq names its product huntingtin-interacting protein K. The record is from RefSeq and is a predicted model, not a curated record. Gene Ontology annotation, biological process: protein stabilization; negative regulation of apoptotic process. Bases 1 to 420 code for a protein of 139 amino acids. Lineage: Eukaryota; Fungi; Ascomycota; Eurotiomycetes; Eurotiales; Aspergillaceae. The transcript has 2 exons.